This is a messenger RNA of Plectropomus leopardus (leopard coralgrouper), 2077 nucleotides long. It is a transcript of the gene gnb5a, whose product is annotated as guanine nucleotide binding protein (G protein), beta 5a. Gene Ontology annotation, biological process: signal transduction. Lineage: Eukaryota; Metazoa; Chordata; Actinopteri; Perciformes; Serranidae. The record is from RefSeq and is a predicted model, not a curated record. Gene Ontology annotation, molecular function: protein binding.
UGUCGAUCGCUGCCUGCACAAAGGAAAUAUAUGAGAUCCCCUCUAAUCCCUGAAAUGGCGACACAGGAGGUACAGCUGAACGAGACUCUCUCCCACCUCAAAACGGAGUCGGAGACGCUGAAGACGAAGCUGGAGGAGGAAAGAGCGAAGCUGCACGAUGUCGAGCUACAUCAGGUGGCGGAGAAGGUGGAGGGUCUUGGUCAGUUUGUCAUGAAGACCCGCAGAACUCUGAAGGGACAUGGCAACAAAGUUCUGUGUAUGGACUGGUGUAAGGACAAGAGAAGGAUUGUCAGCUCCUCACAGGAUGGAAAAGUGAUUGUAUGGGAUGCUUUCACCACCAACAAGGAGCACGCUGUGACAAUGCCAUGCACCUGGGUGAUGGCCUGCGCCUACGCCCCCUCUGGCUGUGCUGUAGCUUGUGGGGGCCUGGAUAAUAAAUGCUCAGUGUAUCCUCUGUCUCUGGACAAGAACGAGAACUUGGCUGCAAAGAAGAAAUCAGUGGCCAUGCACACUAACUACCUGUCUGCCUGCAGCUUCACCAACUCGGAUAUGCAGAUCCUAACGUCCAGCGGGGAUGGGACAUGUGCAUUAUGGGAUGUCGAGAGUGGGCAGCUGUUGCAGAGUUUCCAUGGACAUGCUGCAGACGUGCUCUGUCUGGACUUGGCCCCCUCUGAGACUGGAAACACAUUUGUUUCAGGGGGCUGUGAUAAGAAGGCCAAUGUGUGGGACAUGCGGUCAGGACAAUGCAUUCAGUCCUUUGAAACUCAUGAAUCAGACAUAAAUAGUGUGCGAUACUAUCCCAGUGGAGAUGCAUUUGCAUCUGGCUCAGAUGAUGCAACAUGCCGCCUGUAUGACUUAAGGGCAGACAGAGAAGUGGCUAUUUAUUCCAAAGAGAGCAUCAUAUUCGGGGUCUCCAGUGUUGAUUUCUCUCUCAGUGGACGGCUACUGUUUGGUGGCUACAACGACUACACCAUAAAUGUUUGGGAUGUUCUCAAAGGAACAAGGGUGUCUAUUCUGUUUGGACAUGAGAACCGUGUCAGUACACUGCGUGUGUCCCCAGAUGGGACAGCCUUCUGCACGGGUUCCUGGGACCACACUCUUCGGAUCUGGGCUUAAGGAUGAAGACACAGAGGACUGAAUGGAAGACAGACUUACUGAAGACACAACAUUUCUGUUUGCUAGAGUACAAUCACAGAAAUAGAGAACUCAGUUUUGGUUGUACAUAGGGCAUAUCAAUAGCAUUGUAUAUACUCCAGUCUCAUGGCCACGGUAGAUUUACAUAUUUCAGAGAAUAACGAAACCAAAUGGCACGCUUGUAUUACAGUAUGAUUGAGAGAAAAUUUCACAGAAGUACUUACAGUUAUUACAACUUAAGAUGUAAAAUGUAUAUUGCAGAAAAUAACAUUGGUAGUGACUAGCAUCAGUCUAGAAUAGAAAUUACACAAUAAAGUGAUGUAUUGUAUGUGCCCACUUAAAGGACAUGUUUAUUUGUUUUUUGCACAAAAUAUAAUGGAGGAAUGCGGACUGUAGAAGAAAAUACAACUGCAGGAGGAGCACUAAGGUUUUAAUGAAGGCCUCAGCUUCACUUGACUCGAUUUUCUCAUGACACAGAUGGAAAAAAGACAGAAGGGAGGAUGGAGAUUUGUGGCUUCUCUAAGUGAGAAAUGUUGAAAUGUGAGGAUUAUUAGAUUGGCUUGUAGAACUGAAUUGAUUUGUAUUAGUAUGAAGUGUUAUGAACCAAAGUGCAAAUCUGAAGCUUAUGUAAGGUGGAAAUAGAUUUAAUACCCUGUACGCCCAGCAAGCCUUGACAGCAACUCACCUGCCAAUAUUAUUCUAAUGUAAAGAAAGCACAUAUUUACGAUAAACCUAAAAUACAAGAUGUUGGUUUUUCCCAUGCUAUGAUUUUAAAAGAUGGUCUACGUCUCAUCUGUCUGUUUCCAGCUGUGGAAUCCACUUUCUGCUCUAUGUGCACAUCUGGUCACUGCAGACACCCUGAACGUGUGGUCCCCCACUAGAUAUCUAAAUACUACUAUAUAAAAACAUGUUUAACUCCUAGAAUGUACUCCUUUUCAUUAAA